Molecule: messenger RNA, 939 nt
Organism: Fusarium venenatum
Lineage: Eukaryota; Fungi; Ascomycota; Sordariomycetes; Hypocreales; Nectriaceae
Biological process (GO): fungal-type cell wall polysaccharide metabolic process
Cellular component (GO): fungal-type cell wall
Source: RefSeq, a predicted model, not a curated record
AUGCGUCAGUCACUUUUUUAUCACUUUUUAUAUCUCUGUGGAGCAGUCGAAGGCAUAGAUUUAUCAUCUAAACGAGGUCUCGCAUUCCAUGGAGAUGACCACGAAUCAGACAACAACCUUUUAACCUCAAACAACUCGGAAAUCGCAUGGUAUUAUACCUGGUCACUAUGGCCAUCACAACAAAUCGGAAGCUCUCUACCAUUCAUUCCUUUAAUCCACGGCCUCGAUGAUGCAUCAGAUUCAGAACUACAGAAGCGUUUAAACAGUCUUCCAGAAUCUUCAACUCACCUUCUCGCCUUUAACGAACCAGAUGGUGAGACCGACACUGGAGGAAGUUCCAUUUCACCCAAAGACGCAGCAAAGUCUUAUAUGGAAAACAUUGUUCCAUUGAGAGAUGCAGAGCGUGAAUGGUCGAUAAGCCAUCCCAGCGUUACCGGCUCACCACGAGGUUUAGAGUGGCUGCGCGAUUUUAACGAAUCAUGCUACGACAUUGACGACAAGGGUUGUCCUACGGAUUUCAUCGCUGUCCAUUGGUACGGCGACGCUGUGGGCCUGGACAACUGGCUCAACAGUCUUCGCGAAUUCUACAACGAGACUGCACCCGACGCUCCAUUCUGGAUCACCGAAAUGGCUCUCCCGCAAGAGGAUGAAGAAGCAACUUUUGCCAUGAUGAACGAGACUCUGCCCAAUUUGGACAGCAGAGAUGAUGUUCAGGCGUAUGCGUGGUUUGGAGCGUUUAGAACAAACGAUGCCAACGAAUGGACCGGAAAGAGUGUAUCACUGUUCAACAGCAAUGGAGGUCUAACAAAGCUUGGUGCUGAGUAUUUGGGCGGUGAAGAGAAGGGUUUUGAAGAAGGCAUGUCAGAAGGUGUUUUGAGAAUGCCUUCGAGGAGUCUUUUGGGAGUCGCGAUGUUUGCAGCAGCUGUUUACUUGUGGUGA